AUGGAUGAGCUUGUCUGUAUUCAAAAUUGCGAACCCGAUAUUUUAUUAUGGGACAAUGAACUCAAUGGCACUCCAUUAUCGAUAAUGGAUACUCCUCCCAUGCAACAAUUAUCAUUUUCCGAACGGUUAGAGAUUAAUGAGCCUAUGGCCGUCUGGUUCAAGUGGAAAGGGAAGUGGCAUGCAGGCAUCAAAUGUGCAAGAGAUGAUUUGCCAAUGUCCACUCAGAAAGACAAACCAGUUGACGAUAAUCAGAACAAAUAUUUCACCAUAUUUUCUCCGGAUAUAAAGAAUUAUUGUUGGGUUAAAAUGAUUUCUGUUCAAUCGAUUAAUGAAUUUCCUCAGCCUAUAGCAUAUGAAACUCAUCAAGAUGGGUUGAAAAUUGUACAAGACUUGACUAUUGCUCGACGCUUUACAAUGCAAAACCUCCUCAUCGAAAUGAUUAAUAUUGUUGAACAAAUUCAUUCUCAUGCUUUGACAGAAGAUGCUCGCGAUGUGAUAGUUUGGAAGCGAUUUGCAUUGGAAGCUUCUGAGUGUAAAAGCUAUUCAGAUUUUGGAAGAAUGGUUCAGCGACUGCAGAAGAGCAUAGUGCAGGGUUAUAUAAUGGAUGAUUGGAAACUGCGUUGUUCUAAGUCUUGGGUUGAUCGAUGUGCGAAGGCAAAAAAUGCAGAAACAAUUGAGCUGCUGACUGAGGAACUGGUUGAUUCCAUAUUGUGGAAUGAUGUUUGCACUCACUGGAUUGAAGACCCUGAGCCAAAAUUACGUUAUGUAUGGAAAACAUGGAAACAUGAUGUAAUGAAAUGGUUUUCAAGGAACCCUGUGUUAUCUAGCAGCAUUGGCUCGCAGCCACGUGCUUCUAGCUCUUAUGGAUUGUGCCAAACAAGCUUUCAAGUUGGUUUCAGAAGGCCUAAACUUCAAAUUCGUCGUUCGAUGCAUAAAAGUACCGUGGAGGUGCCUGUGGAAUCUGAGUUUCCUAGUCAGUUGAUGAAGGAAUUGAGUGAUAUUGGAGUCGAGGCUGUAGAUUGCGAUGUCUUGCCCAUCACAGAAAUGGUACCAAGGCCUAUGGAUGAUGAAGAAAGGCCUAUGGAUGAUGAAGAGGCUAUUGAAUUAUUUGUAGAACCUGAUAUUGAUAAUACCAAGAGUCGACAAUGUGAAAAGUUUAUCGAAGCCAAGGGAAGGCAAUGUAGAGGACGAGCAAUUGGUAGCGAUAAAUAUUGUUGUGCUCAUUUCUCAAGAAAACCUGCAAAAGAGGAUAAAGCUCCUACUCCAAUGUGUGGAGGUACAACUAUGGCUGGUACUAAAUGCAAGCAUCAUUCACAUCCUGGCUUUUCAUUCUGCAGAAAGCAUUUGAGCAAUGUUGAGACUAAAAAUAGAUCAAAUUUGAAACGUCGUAGAUCGAAAAGGAAAGCAAAAGUAUACUGCAGUGGUUCGACAUCGAAGAGAAGGGUUCGCGAAGACAUAGGCGUGGCACCUCCGAGAAGUCCAUUGGAUAUUGAUCCGGUAUCGGUCAUUGACGAUGAUUCUUUUAUUGCAAGGAACAUUUUACGUGAAACACUCGCGCUUUCUGGUAGUGAUCAUAAUGAGGCUCUUCAAUGGAUAGAUUCUCCUCUUAAUGACAAUGAUACUGAUAAUGAUAAUUCAAUUAAGUGUAAGGUUUGUUUUGAAGAAUUUUCCGAUGAUGAAUCACUCUGUAACCAUUGGAUGGAAAAUCAUGAAAGGGAAGCACAUUGGUUAUUCAUGAGUUAUGCUUGUGCAAUUUGUCUUGAUUCCUUCACCAACAAGAAACUAUUGGAAUCGCAUGUUCCGGAUAGACAUCAUGUGCAGUUCAUUCAACACUGCUUGCUUUUGAAAUGUAAUGCUUGUGGUGGUAAUUUUGGAAAUAUGGAUGAAUUUUGGUUACAUGUUAAGUCAAUUCACUCUUCCGAAUUCAUGGUAUCAAAAGCUCCUAAGCAACUAACAUUGACACAUGGUGAUGAUUCUCUGGAAAUGAUUGAGCACAUAAAUGAAGCUUCUUUGGAAGAACCUCAGCCUAACAAUCUCAAUAUCUUAUCGAUUGCUUGCACAAAUUCCUGUGAAGUUAAUCUUGAGGCAUCAUUGAUGGAGAAAUAUGGAUAUUUACCAGAAAGACUUAAUUUGAGGGCAUCUGAAGAUUGCAGUGAGAGAGAAAUUCUUGAGAAUUCUAGUCGGAAUGAGAUUCACCCUGUCGUCGUUAGUCCACCCUCAUUAAAUUUGGGUUCAUUGCAAAAGGCUAUUGUUUUAUGUGGUGACAUAAGCUUUGGGAAGGAACCAACUCCAGUGAUUUGUGUAUUGGAUCAAGAAAUACUCAAUUCUCUUUUUGAAAAAGAGCGAUACGUAAAUCUUCCUAGCCCUUGGGAAAGUUUCUCCUAUGUGACAAAACAAAUGCUUGAUCGAUUUCCUACUCAUAAUCACGAGGAGAGCCUGCAGCUGACAUGUUCUUGCUCCUCUUCUACAUGUUGUCGUAAAACUUGUGAUCAUAUAUACCUUUCCGAUAAUGGUCUUGAUAAUGCAAAAGAUAUAUUCGGGAAACCAAUGAGCGGAUCAGAGUUCCCAUACAAUAAAAAUGGUCGACUCAUGUUGAAGGAAGGUUAUCCGGUGUACGAGUGUAACGAUUUAUGCAGAUGUAGUAAAACCUGCCAGAACAGAAUAUUGCAGAAGGGAAUUCAAGUUAAAUUGGAAGUCUUUAAAACAAAGGAAAAGGGAUGGGGAGUAAGGGCUGGCGAGGACAUUCUUCGUGGAACGUUCGUGUGUGAGUAUAUUGGAGAAGUUGUAGCAAAGAAGGAGGUACACAAAAGGCGAGAAAGAUACGGUAAAAACGGUGAAUAUUUCUAUGACAUUGGUGCUCAUGUUAGUGAUACGAGUGGAAUUACAGAAGGACAUGCGAGCGAAUACGUUAUUGAUUCUACUAGUUAUGGAAACGUCUCAAGAUUCAUUAAUAAUAGUUGUUCGCCGAAUCUUGCGAGUUACCUAGUUUUUAUAGAGAGCAUGAAUAGUGAGCAUGCACAUAUUGGUCUUUAUGCAAAUAGAGAUAUUGCUUUGGGGGAAGAGUUGACAUAUAGUUAUGACUAUGAGUUUGUUGGUGGAGAAGAAUAUCCUUGUCUUUGUGGAUCCUUGAAGUGCAGAAACUGA
Messenger RNA from Vicia villosa (hairy vetch), 3144 nucleotides. RefSeq names its product histone-lysine N-methyltransferase SUVR5-like. Gene Ontology annotation, molecular function: protein binding; histone methyltransferase activity; zinc ion binding. The record is from RefSeq and is a predicted model, not a curated record. Gene Ontology annotation, cellular component: nucleus. The coding region runs from base 1 to 3144 and encodes 1047 amino acids. The transcript is spliced from 11 exons. NCBI's taxonomy places the organism in Eukaryota, Viridiplantae, Streptophyta, Magnoliopsida, Fabales, Fabaceae.